This is a messenger RNA of Alligator mississippiensis (American alligator), 2486 nucleotides long. Its product is annotated as zinc finger and SCAN domain-containing protein 23. The coding region runs from base 67 to 1698 and encodes 543 amino acids. The record is from RefSeq and is a predicted model, not a curated record. Lineage: Eukaryota; Metazoa; Chordata; Crocodylia; Alligatoridae. The transcript has 3 exons. Gene Ontology annotation, molecular function: DNA-binding transcription factor activity, RNA polymerase II-specific; RNA polymerase II cis-regulatory region sequence-specific DNA binding. Gene Ontology annotation, biological process: regulation of transcription by RNA polymerase II.
GCAAGCGCCGAUUUGGGUCUCCAGCUCCAGGUGCCCCUUGAGCAGGGGGCACUGCCGCCUGUGAAGAUGGAGGCGCAGGACCCGGCAGGCCCUGAACCAGGGGAUGGAGCAGAGCAAGGCGAAAACCUUCCCCUCCUCGUCUGUUCUGGGACCAUUGGGGAGUUGCUGAGAUGGGCAGCUCCACACCAGCCCAGGCCUGAGCGGCAGGAUGAACUGCCCCAGCGCUGGGAGGUGCAGUGGCAGGAGGUGCUGCAGGCUUUAUGGACCCCUCCAGAGGUUGUGCCAGCCACGGUGACCCCACACCUGCCUGUGCUGGUGCCAGGGGAAGACAUGGAAGCUUAUUUGGCCACCUUUGAGCGUGUGGCCGAGGCGUGCCAGUGGCCCAAAGGGGAGUGGGUGACGCGGCUGGUACCAGCCCUCAGUGGAAAAGCCCGGCAAGCCUACAGCAGCCUGGAGGCCAGGGACAGCGGGGACUAUGGGAAGGUGAAGGCAGCCAUCCUCAGGGGGGAUGACGCCCCGCUGGAGACGCGGCGCCGGCGCUUCCGCGGCUUCCGCUACCAGGACGGUGAGGGGCCGAGGGAGGUUUGCAGCCGCCUGCGGGAGCUGUGCCAGCGCUGGCUGGAGCCCCAGCGCCGCAGCAAGGAGCAGAUGCUGGAGCUGCUGGUGCUGGAGCAGUUCCUGGCCGUCCUGCCCGAGGAGAUGCAGGGCUGGGUAUGGGAACGCAGCCCCGAAACCUGCGCCGAGGCGGUGGCCUUGGCAGAGGGCUUUCGGCUGGAGCAGCCAGAGGCUGGACUAUGGGAGCAGCAGGUCAUGGUGCGUGUGAAGGUCGAGGAAGUGACCUCGGAGAAGAUGGCAUCCCCUGGGGCAUUCUGGGAAUCUCCUGGCGCCCACCUGGAGCAGCCACCAUCCCGUCCUGAACACGUGCCCCCAGUGGAAGAGGAGGCAGGACGGGGUGAAUCCCGUGGGCCUCAGUAUGAACCGACUCGUAUCAUCAAAGAGGAACCCCAGCCCCUCCAGGAAACGGUUCUGGCCAGAAACCUCGUGCCAUGUGCAAGCCCCCAGCUGGAGGUGACAGAAGCCUUGAGGCCCAGCGCGGCAUCCCUAGGAAGACCCAAAGGCAAAGGCUCGCGGGCCCCGCGCAGGGCAGAGCAGCAGCACGGCAGCCCAGCAGAGAAGCAGCCGGUGGAGCCACCCGCUCAAACUGCUGUGGGCGAUACUGGGAAGCCUGAAGCACAGCUCCGGCCGUUCAAGUGUGCCGAAUGCACCAAGACCUUCUGCCGCAGCUCGGACCUCGUGCGUCACCGGCGGAUCCACCGCGGAGACCGGCCGCACCACUGUGCCGAAUGCGGGAAGAGCUUCGUGCGCAACUCCCACCUGCUCAUCCACCAGGUCAUCCACCGCGGCGAGCGCCCUUUCCUCUGCGGCCAGUGCGGCAAGAGCUUCAGCCAGAGCUCCACCCUCACCCGCCACCAGCGCAUACACACGGGUGAGAAGCCCCACCGCUGCCACCAGUGCGGCAAGAGUUUUGGCCGCAACUCCAACCUGACGCGGCACCAGCGCCUGCACGCGGCCGAGCGGGUCUACCGCUGCGCUGGCUGCGGCGAGGCCUUCCGCAGUCGUGGCCUCCUUAUCUCCCACCAGCGCCGCAGCAAGAAGGAGCGGCCCGAAGCCUGCCGCAAGCGCACGGCCCCAGCCUAGCCCAUGGUGGGGUGUGCUCCAGCAUUCCCAAGGCUCCCAGUAUAGGGGCGUCCCCAGCUCUGAGCUCAAGCGGUGAUGUUGCAGGGGCAAAGGUGAUGGGAAGGUGGCAUGGUCGUCCUGGGGUGGGGGACUAUCAGACUGUACUGUGCCUGCCUGCCCGUCCCAGCACCCUCGAUUCAUCCAUCCACCCACCUGCCCCUGCCAGCACACUGCCUACAGACUGCUGACACCAAGGCUCCUUUCUGGGAGUGGGGGCCAUCUCUUUCCCCUCUUGGGGGUGCUUUGUUUUUUGCCCUGCCCUUGGGAGCAUUUUGGCUCAAGGGUGAGUGGGCCAGAGUGCUGCUAGCUCCUGCAACAAGGGCUGCACGUAAUCUGCCACCCCCGCUACACCCACCACGAUCUACCGCUCCUCUCUGUAGGCAAAUCAAGACUGUGAGCCACGUUGGAUCGGACUCCAGCCCAGCACGCUGGGCCACCCCUGCUAGUGACUGGCGGGUGUGCUAGCAGUUCUCCAGGCUGGGGGGAUUUUUUAAAGACUUGCUUUUAUUAUAAGAUACCGACUACGAUGGCUGUGCAUGUCGGGUGAUAGGGUGAGCUGACUGUGGGGGGGGGCGACUUAAUUUAUUGUUGCUCUUAUUUAUAUUACUGCAGUGCCUGACAGGCCCUAGUGGGAAAUGUGACCUUGUUGUUGCAGGCACUCAGCGGGCCAGGACAUCAUGCUGGCUGCCGCAGCAGAGAGACACAGGGGCAGAAGGUCCCUGCCCUGGGGAAUUUGGCACUCUGGGGCU